AUGGGGACGGACACUGCCGGGCGCUUGAACGAGGAGGCAACUGUUCGAUGGUGGAAGGAGUCUUUAGCAAUGCAGCCCUUGGGCACGCCUUGGUCCUUGGGCUGGGUCGUGGCCAUCAGCACCUGGCCGGGCAACGCGCGACCGGUCCCUCCCCUCGGCUCCGCCAGUAUCAGCCCACUAGUCGUAGGGAAUCUGCACGACCCGAACACCGCUUACACUAGCGCACAGCUUGCGCGUAGUGCCUUCCCGCAGGGCCACCUGAUGACUUGGCAAGGGUAUGGGCACUGCAUUGGCCUUAUCGGACCUUUGGGCGAGAUGCUGUCAGAAAGCUACAAGGAGGCAGAAGAGAGCAACCAGUUGAUGAACUACACAUUUUCCUUGGCGAAGUUUGCUUGUGUCUCGAAAAUCCAGGACUACUUGGAAACUGGGGAGCUCCCACUCGAUGGACACACUUGCCUCGUCCCCAGGCUUCUGGACACCGGGAGCACACCCGUGGCCAAAGGUCUAUUGUUCAUGCAGAAGCUCUAUGACAUCAAUGUCACAGACACCGAUCCCUCAACGGAAGUGAUCUAA
This is a messenger RNA of Symbiodinium necroappetens, 573 nucleotides long. NCBI's taxonomy places the organism in Eukaryota, Dinophyceae, Suessiales, Symbiodiniaceae. The record is from the annotation of a GenBank genome assembly.